AUGAAGCUGGUUCUCCGGCCGUCUGGCCCUCUAACGUGGGGCCAUACUCCGCAAACAAGGUCACACAUCUUGCGGCAGCGUCGUUCCUUCGCAUCUGUGGCGGGCGACAUCAGACCGUACGAUGUCAUUGUCAUCGGCGGCGGACAUGCAGGCACUGAAGCCAGUGCUGCCGCAGCGCGCUCUGGGGCUCGUACCGCCCUUGUCACUCCCUCGCUCUCCAAUCUAGGCGUCUGUUCCUGCAACCCCUCUUUUGGCGGCAUUGGCAAAGGCACCAUGGUCCGUGAGAUCGACGCGCUGGACGGAGUCGCAGGCCGCAUUAUCGACAAAGCCGGUAUCCAGUUUCGCAUGUUGAACGUCAAGAAAGGACCCGCAGUAUGGGGACCUCGCGCGCAGAUUGACCGAGACCUGUACAAGAAAUACAUGCGCGAAGAGAUGCUAUCAACACCAAAUUUGAGCGUGGUGGAAGGCAAAGUCGCUGAUAUUAUUGUAUCACGGGAUCUGAUCGACUCAAAUGAUACGCUCACACAGGGGCGAAUUACUGGUAUUCGCCUGGAGGAUGGCCAAGUCAUUCCUGCAUCGCGUGUGGUUAUCACAACAGGAACAUUCCUUGGUGGCGAAAUACAUAUUGGACUCGAGGCAUAUCCCUCUGGAAGGAUGGGCGAAGCCGCUACUUUUGGGUUGAGCAAGUCCUUACGGAGUGCAGGCUUCACCUUGGGCCGGCUAAAGACUGGAACCCCGCCGCGGCUGGAUCGAGACAGCAUUGAUUUCCGUGCUCUGCAAGUCCAGCCAGGUGACUCGCCACCCACGCCAUUCUCCUACCUCAAUGAUACCGUCGACAUCGGAGACGAAGGGCAACUGAACUGCUGGACUACCUACACGAACGAAGCCUCACACCAAAUUAUCCGGGACAACCUUGAUAAGUCAAUACACAUCCGAGAGACUGUCCGAGGACCACGCUAUUGUCCCUCGCUCGAGUCCAAAAUCAUCAAGUUUCAGCACAAGGAGAGACACAUGAUAUGGCUGGAGCCCGAAGGUCUGGAGCCCAAUAAAAUCAUCUAUCCCAAUGGUAUCAGCAUGACUGUGCCAGCAGAUGCUCAAUACGCGAUGCUCAAGACCGUCAAAGGUCUGGAGAAUGUCAACAUGCUCCAGCCAGGGUAUGGUGUGGAAUACGACUACAUCGACCCUCGCAACCUGUUUCCGACCCUCGAAACCAAGCUCAUCAAAGGGCUAUUCAUGGCGGGCCAGAUCAACGGCACCACCGGCUACGAAGAAGCCGCAGCACAAGGGAUCAUUGCUGGGAUUAACGCAGGUCUAUCCGCACAGGGCAAAGAACCGUUCACUCUUUCUCGUGCAGAAGCAUUCAUCGGCAUUCUCAUUGACGACCUCAUCACAAAGGGCGUAAGUGAGCCCUACAGGAUGUUCACGGCUCGGAGCGAAUACCGCAUGAGCUGUCGCGCCGAUAACGCAGACCUACGUUUGACCGAGAAAGGGCGCGAGGCAGGCGUGGUGAGCGAUAAGCGGUGGGCUCACUUCUCCAACACACGAGGCCAGAUGGCCGGACUCCAGCGCAGGCUCGAAGAAGUGCGAUAUCCGAGCACGGAAUGGGUCAAAAUGGGAUUCCCGUCACGUAUUGACUCAAACCGGCGGAGUGCAUUUGACAUGCUCAGGGUAACCGGUGUCAAUUUAAACAACCUUGCUGAAAAGGUUCAGACAUUGUGGGGUAUUGGCGACUACGAGCCCAAGAUCAAGGACAGAGUAUCGAUCGAGAGUAUUUACGCACCUUACAUCUCCUUGCAACAGAAGGCGGCAGAGGCAUUCGCGAGGGACGAAUCACUGGCUCUGCCUGCAGACCUGGAUUACGACUCGGUGUUCGGGCUGAGCAUUGGCGAAAGGGAAGUGUUGAAGCUAGUCAGGCCUGCGAGCGUAGGCAUGGCUAGGCGCGUGGAAGGCGUGACGCCGCAUGGAGCCUUGAGGCUGUUGAGAUACGCAAAGAAGAAUAGUCGCAACUUGCCAGUGGAGGGUAUUGCGCUCGAAGACAACGCCGUCCUGGGCCAAGUCGAUCUUUCGGCAUGA
Cladophialophora yegresii CBS 114405 is the source of this 2073-nucleotide messenger RNA. RefSeq names its product tRNA uridine 5-carboxymethylaminomethyl modification enzyme GidA. The transcript is spliced from 2 exons. Gene Ontology annotation, biological process: tRNA wobble uridine modification; tRNA methylation. Lineage: Eukaryota; Fungi; Ascomycota; Eurotiomycetes; Chaetothyriales; Herpotrichiellaceae. Gene Ontology annotation, molecular function: flavin adenine dinucleotide binding. Gene Ontology annotation, cellular component: cytosol. The record is from RefSeq and is a predicted model, not a curated record. Bases 1 to 2073 code for a protein of 690 amino acids.